AUGGCAAUCACUCUUGUUCUUAGCGGUAUUUUCGUUUCGCUCUCUUGCUUCCUUAAAGUGACGCUUGGAGAAGAGAUAGCAGGAGGCAAGACUGCAAUUGUGACAGGUGCAAACACUGGAAUAGGCAAGGAGACAGCAUUAGAUUUUGCACAGAGAGGUGCCAGGGUCAUUUUGGCUUGCCGCAAUGAGGAGAAGGCCAAAGAUGCUGCAAGGGACAUUAUUGCUGAGACUGGAAGUGAUAAAGUUGUUGUCAGGAUUCUUGACUUGGCUUCUUUUGAUUCCGUCAGAGCUUUUGCUAAGCUCAUCAAUGAAACAGAAGAGAGGCUAGACAUUCUUGUAAACAAUGCUGGGCUUGCUGGAUCUUACAGGGUGACAAAGGAUGGUUAUGAAAGUAUUUUUCAAGUGAACUACAUCAGCCAUUUUCUGCUCACUUUACUAGUGAUGGAGAAACUGAAGAAAUCAGCACCAAGUCGUAUUGUAAAUGUAUCAUCUCUAGCACACACCACAAAAGGUGCAGCCUUCCAACUUGAUGACUUUAAACUUUCCAAAGACAAGUUUGACGCAUUUGUUCGCUAUGCUCAGUCAAAGUUAGCACAGGUUGUGUUUACCAAGGAGUUAAGCAAAAGAUUACAAGGCACUGGAGUAACAGUAUAUGCCCUUCAUCCUGGUGCUGUGAAGUCUGACAUCUGGCGAUACUGGAAGCUUUUGCACAAACCCUAUAUGAAACCAUUAGUACAGCUCUUGAUGUUCCUGCUUUUCAAAGAUUGCAAGCAGGGAGCACAGACAACAAUCUACUGUUCAGUUGUAGAAGAGCUGGAAGGUAUUACAGGGCUUUACUACAGUGAUUGCCAAGUCAAGGAGUGCAAUCCACUUGCCAAAGAUCCUGGUUUGGCAAAGAAGUUGUGGGAUGUUAGUGAAAGGUUGACUGGAGAAAGCUGGAACAAUUAAAACUGAUAAUAAUACAGUUAUAACUUAGUUAACUCGCCACCUUUAUCUUCUUGGCACAUUUUUUAUACUACUUAUUUUAGAAAUUGAGAAAGUUCUUACUCAUUAUGUGGUCAGAAUGUAGCUUUGAUCCUGAGGUGUAGAUUAAUGAGAGACUCAUUAGCCUUUCCUGGUCAGCCCUCUGGAAUUUAGUUAAUUGUACGAUGUAUUGAUAAAAUAGAUAGAUUAAAUUUUAAGGAAAUCAAAAGACUACUCGAUCAUUACCAAGGAGUAUUACUUUUUUAAAGACUUUCUUUUCAACAGUGCAACUGCCUCCACGUCCCGAUAUAAAGAUAGUGAUUACAUGUAGUUUUAGAAAAUUAAAUUAAUAUUUUAAGCCUAGAUUGACUUAGCUUCAUAUUUAGUAUUUUACAUGUAUAUGUUUCAUGUACUGUAGGUCAACCUUAGCAAGUGUUGCACUUGUUAGUAUUGUAAGUAACGUGUAUUGUAUGUGAGUAGUAAGUAGUCUUUUUAAUUAAUUAAUUAAUUAAUUGAUUAAUACAAUGUAACUUAUUGUAGUGUAAGUAAUGUAAGUAAUUGUAUUGUUAGUAAUUAUCCAGUAAGUGAUGUAGGUAAUUGUCCCAUAAGUAAUGUAAGUAGUUGAACUGUAAGUUGUUUUUUUCCCUGUGUUUUGCAAUAAAAA
This is a messenger RNA of Orbicella faveolata, 1627 nucleotides long. Its product is annotated as retinol dehydrogenase 13-like. The record is from RefSeq and is a predicted model, not a curated record. NCBI's taxonomy places the organism in Eukaryota, Metazoa, Cnidaria, Anthozoa, Scleractinia, Merulinidae.